Symbiodinium necroappetens is the source of this 621-nucleotide messenger RNA. The record is from the annotation of a GenBank genome assembly. Lineage: Eukaryota; Dinophyceae; Suessiales; Symbiodiniaceae.
GCAAUGUGGAAGAUGCCGAAGGGGAUCACGACGAAGGACGAGUUCAUUGCCAAGUACGGCGACUGCGAGGAGCUGGACUCUGCCGACUUCGACUUUGUGAGCAAGGUGGAGCCUUUCCAGCGUGCUUUGGAGGAGUGUGAGAAAGACAUCUUGAUCACGGGCCGCCGCAUGGACCAAGCGGCACAGCGCAUCAAGCUGGAUGUCUGGGAGGAUCAGAAGCGCACGCUGAACCCCAUGGCAAACUUCAGCUGGCAGGACAUCAUCGACUACGUAGACAAGGAGGGUGUGCCAGUGAACGCUGGCCACAACUGGGCCUUCCGCUGCGACGCGCCAAUCGAGGCGACCAGCCGCCACCUCCCGGAUCUUCCGUGGACCAAGGUCGACCUUGGAAAGCCUUUUUGGCGCUGCACGGACGCGGAGGUCAAGGGAAGCCCCGCAGCCCCGAUCACCUACGUUUUCAAGUCCUUCGGUGAUAUGCACACCACCGUGCCCGUCGAGCCCCACGAGUCCGAGCGAGCCGGCCGCUUUGUGCGCCAGGCGAAGACGGAGUGUGGCAUCCACACGCGAACCACCUUCGCUGGCGCCCCUCACGGCGGUUCUCUCGUUGACUUGAUGGUGAAG